Molecule: messenger RNA, 840 nt
Organism: Aegilops tauschii subsp. strangulata
Lineage: Eukaryota; Viridiplantae; Streptophyta; Magnoliopsida; Poales; Poaceae
Product: protein FLOWERING proteinUS T-like
Source: RefSeq, a predicted model, not a curated record
AUGGGACAAUCCGCGCGGUCGCUCGACCAGGUGCCCGGCCGCGUCCACGCUGGCCGCAGGCUCCGCUCGCCGGGUCGCCUCGCCGCUGCUCCGCCCCCGGCUGCGUCCACGCUGGCCGCAGGCUCCGCUGCGCCGGGUCGCCUCGCCUCGCCGCUGCUCCGCCGGGUCGCCUCGCCGCUGCUCCGCCGACAUCGCGGCACCGGCCGGUCGCGAUAUUGCAGGUCAAUUUCUGGUACUUGGAACGCCGCAUUAAAUGAUUUUUUUAAAAACACGAGUAAGCCUAAGCUACCGGCGCCGGCGGUGGUGAGCAUGGCGUCGAGGGAUCCGUUGAUCCUCGGGAGGAUCGUCGGCGACGUAGUUGACUACUUCGACGCGUCUGCGCGGCUGAGGGUGCUGUACGGCGACCGCGAGAUCACCGUCGGGUCCGAGCUGAGGCCGUCGCAGGUGGCCAGCCCGCCGACGAUGCGGAUCACGGGGCGCCCCGGAUCACUCUACACGCUCGUGAGUGAUGGGGUAGACCCUGAUGCGCCUACCCCAACCGACCCUUCCAAUAGGGAGUACCUCCAUUGGUUUGUUACAGAUAUACCAGACGGAGGUGACGUGGGCCAUGGAACUGAGGUGAUGGCGUACGAGAAGCCGCAGCCGACGGCGGGGAUCCACCGCAUGGCAUUCGUGGUGUUCCGGCAGGAGGUGCGGCAGGCCAUCUACGCGCCUGGGUGGCGCUCCAACUUCGUCACCAGGGACCUGGCCGAGUGCUACUGCCUCGGCGCUCCGGUCGCCGCCGCCUACUUCUACUGCCAGAGGGAGGGCAGCUGCGGUGGCCGGAGGUACAGGGUGUAG